AUGUCAGCUUCCAGAGCAGGAAUCGAAGCUCUCCCUCCGGAUGUUGCUGCUAAGAUCAAAUCCUCCAUCGCCAUCACGCAUAUAAUUGGGGUCAUUUUGGAAUUGGUCAAAAACGCCCUGGAUGCAAAUGCCAGUACAGUCCACGUCUCGGUGGACUUCAAGCGUGGAGGCUGUAUAGUUGAAGAUGAUGGCGAUGGAAUUCCUGCGGUUGAAUUCGAAUCCAAUGGGGGCCUUGGGAAAGCACACCACACCUCUAAUUUCCAGAAGACUGACAAAUACGGUCAUCGGGGGCUUUUUCUAUCCGCUUUAAGUGCAUUGUCCUUGCUAACUGUGACAUCUUGCCAUCGCCAUCAGCAGACCACGAAUUCUGUCAUAUUUCAUCAUUCAAAGCCGGUUGCGCGAUUGGUCCCUGCGCCUGUGCACCAAAACCUUCGAUUCAGUAAACAUGGCACAUGUGUGACGGUGAAUGACCUGUUUGGAAACAUGCCUGUGCGCGUCAAGCGUCGAGCCCUUGCAUUGGAGCGACCGGACGAGUUGGAUCGAGAGUGGAAUCAUCUGAGAUAUUCGCUGGUUUCCCUCAUGCUGGCCAACCCUCGGAUCCUGAAAUUGGUCCUUUCUGAUGCCGAACGGGGCAAAAGAAUAUCCAUCCGUCUAGAUACAUCUAUAGGUGAUAAUGUGGCCCCGAGUGAAGUUGACCUCCGCCGCGUUAAAUCAAUUCUCGCGCAAUCGGGAAUGAUCAACUCCAGAACGAUGGAUUCGUGGCAUGUAAUUUCGGCCAAUAUUCCUGAUCUCACCAUUUGUGUCGCAAUCUCCACUGUGCCCAGCCCUUCAAAGAAGUUCCAGUUUAUUUCCCUGGGUAACGAUCCAGUGCUUCCGAGUAGCUCAAACCUCCUUUACAACGAGGUCAAUCGCUUGAUAUCUCUAUCUGACUUCGAGAUGGCUGAAACCACUUCUCGCGGCUCCACUGCAACCUGUGAAUCUCCUAUUACAGGGCAUUCCGAAGCCCCGAGCAAUGUCAGUGGCAGGACCUGGGCAAAGCCUAUAAACAGGUGGCCAAUGUUUUAUAUACGUAUCGACACCAGUACAACUCUUCCCUUGGAUGAGAAUGACGAUGAGACCUCCCCGAACUCAGACAGAUCCUUCCAACGCGUCACUGAUCUCCUCGAGGUAAUGAUCUUGGAGUUUCUCAAGCAACAGAACAUGCGUCCCCGUAUCACGAAUCGGCAGGAGAGAAAACCAGACAGAGUCCGAGAUAGUAAUUCCUCUGGUCAGGGCCGUUCUAGGUCGUCCUCUAAGCAACGUGAUUCAGGAUUGAGUACGGAAGAGGCUUUCAGCACCAAUCUCAAACUUCCUUCUUUCCAGCGACCACAGUCGGUUGAUUCAAGCCAGAAUUUGAACAAUUGGUCUAAGGUUAAGACUGCAAAAAGAUUUGAUAUCCGCCCACCCAGAAAUACGCAUCGCCUGGUAGAACAGCAUCUAAGUUUACCCGAGCGCCCACGGAGUCACUCAUCUCAAGAAGAAAAUGCCACAAAGUUGACAUCAGAUCCAUCGCUAGAGUACAGGAAAGAGGCUCAUUGGGAUGAGAUUGAAGUUGGAUCAUCAACGACUGACAGGUUGAUCCCUUGGGUAAACCAGCGCACCGGGAAAACACAUAUGAUCAACUCACGAACAGGUCAGACAGUUCAACCUGCGGUGUCUAGUACUUUUUCGAUACCUAAUCUACCGAGACCAGGAGACCAAGAAACGUCAAGUCCGAAAGCCUGGGUAGAAAAUCUACUGAAAACAUGGGACAACCCGACAUUUGCUCGCACGGAAUUACCUUUGCCAAGCUUUGGUCUUGAAACGGAUUAUUCUAAUCUUACGACUUUAUCCCGCAAUUGUCUUCACGAUAUUUUGACUCUGGAGGCUUCUCAGGUUGCCAAGUUCAAAGGGAAAUUACAACGUCAGAGCCUGGAGAGGGCCACCAUCAUUGCACAGGUUGAUCAAAAAUACAUUCUCGCGAGACUCGAGGCGGCGCCUUCUUCUGGUACACACGAGACAGCUCUAGUACUGAUUGACCAGCAUGCAGCAGAUGAACGCUGCCGCAUCGAACAUUUGUUUGAAGAGAUGUUCAUUUCAACAGAGUCGCCGUAUCAAACUGAAGUUCGCACCGUUGAAAUCAACCCCAUAGCCUUCAAGAUUUCCUCCACAGAAGCUACACUGUUUCAGAAAUACUCAAGCUUCUUUCAAGACUGGGGGAUUAAGUACACAAUAUAUGAAAUGUCAGGCUCCGACUCUACUGUCCUUGUUCAUUUGCUGCCAGCACUCAUUGCAGAGAGGUGUCGAUUGGAGCCCGGUAUGGUUGUUGACUUGCUUCGCCGUGAAAUUUGGACAAACGAAGAGAGCGGCAGGAAGCCACUGCCUCCGGGGAUAGCUUCUGCAAAUGGCCACGGUCACGGUGUGGACUUUGACCACGAACCAGUUCUCAGGGAACCCGCUCCGCAUCCUUGGGUACAAAAGAUGAGUGGGUGUCCCCAGGGCAUCUUUGAUCUUCUUAAUUCCCGUGCAUGUCGUGGUGCCAUCAUGUUUAACGAUCCAUUGAGUAUCGAGGAUUGCAGAACAUUGGUUUCUAGGCUUGCUCGGUGUGCAUUCCCUUUUCAAUGUGCCCAUGGGCGGCCAUCCAUGAUUCCCAUUGUUGACCUUCGAUCUCGGCUCGAACACGAGGCCGAGUCUUUGGAUACAGGCAUGACAUUCGAUUGCGAUGACUAUGAUGAUUCGGGCUUGGAUUUUGUACAGGCAUUCCAGGAACAAUAUGUACAUUGA
Messenger RNA from Penicillium odoratum, 2802 nucleotides. RefSeq names its product putative DNA mismatch repair protein (Mlh3). Gene Ontology annotation, molecular function: ATP-dependent DNA damage sensor activity; ATP binding; ATP hydrolysis activity. The coding region runs from base 1 to 2802 and encodes 933 amino acids. Gene Ontology annotation, biological process: mismatch repair. Gene Ontology annotation, cellular component: mismatch repair complex. The transcript has 2 exons. Lineage: Eukaryota; Fungi; Ascomycota; Eurotiomycetes; Eurotiales; Aspergillaceae. The record is from RefSeq and is a predicted model, not a curated record.